UAUAGCAGACAUCUGAAACACUUAGAGUGGUAUGAAUGGGCAUGAAAGGUACCAGUGGAUGUGGCAGUAGGCUGGAGUGGCAGGUGUUAGUGACAGCUAAGCUUGAAGGUUAUCCAGAUCACAGCGCACCUAACAGCUUCCCAAAACACCCAGACCGGGAAACCAAAGGUCACCUUCAAGCAAACAACAGACUGAAGCCAUUGAGAGAUGAAAAGAUAAAGGACAAGCCUGAAGUCAUUGAAGAAAUCCAGUCAUCCUCCAAAUAUCUGUCAGCUGGCCAGAUAUUGCAGGAGAAGCAGAAAGUGACCAGUGAGCUGGAGAAGAUUGCAAACUUCCAGGCGGACAGCUGACAUAUCUUAUGGACAUUCCUUGCAUUUGUUGCACUGGUGUGCUAGCCACAGGAUUAACAAGAAACAAGGCCACAUGAGUGAAAGAGCAGACUGAGAUCCCAUAACCGGUAGAUUUAAAACUGGAAGAAAAAAAAAUCAUAAAGGGGAUUACCAAAUUGUAAAGAUGUAUUCUGCAGAAGUGGACACUGAUUCUGACACUGAUAUAAAGUACUGUGAUGAAAUAGCAAGCUCAGAAGGCCAGUGAAACUACAAACUCACAGCAUUUCAAAGCAUCUGGUAAGAUCUCACAGAAUGCCUUGACAGUCAAAAAGAAAGAAAGAAGUGAGGUGAGUCCAUGCUCAUUUUGUACUUCACUGGGUUUCUCAGAAGAGCUGAUGGCGAUAGUGAUGGAUGAAUAAGUCUGUCACUGGCUUUAAGAAGUCUGGCUCGCUCGGUGUCACUGCCGCCCAGACACAUCCUGCUGGCUGUAUGGCAGUGAGGGAGGGGACAGCAGCGCUGGAUGUCUUCCUGCAAAAACAGCACAAACAGGAGCAGAGGGUGAAUGGUACACGGAAGUGUCAUGUGUGAAGAAUGUGCGGAAUGAGGGGAUGGCUGAAAGACUGAUGUCUGGAGAGUGUAUGGUCCCUGGUACACCUGGGAUGCAGAGCCGAGUAAAGUGCUAUGAAGAGCUGUGUGCCUCUUGGGAUCUGCCAGCUAAGUAUUGUAAUUAUUGGGCCCAGUCUGGUAAGGGUUUGUUGCCCUUCUUUAUCACCAACAACCCUGGGGAGUUAAGGGUGUCACUUUUGGGCAGGGUACACCCUAAGUGUGUGUGAUACAGCUGGGAUGAAAAUGCACCUCUUCUAAAUCCCCAGGCUUUUGUAGAUUUGGCAGUCUCUACAGAGGUGUUCUGCUGAGAUUGUGUUGUGUGUUUUGUUCCCUUGUUUUGUUUCUGUAAGCCAAAUGCUUGGCUGAUUGCACAGGAAACCAACUGCUGUGGGUAUUCACUUCAAUGGGCAAACUUGAAACAAGUCACCAGGGACUGGCUACUACUGAGUUCAAAAAGAAAGAGACAUCUCAAACCUGUAGCAAAGCCAAACUGUGGUGGGAAACACGAGACGCAAAGAUGAGAAAAGUGGAAGGCACAGCAGGGGGAGAGACGGAUAGAACGAUGUUUUCCUGUCCGUAAUUCAUUAGAUUUAGGCAAAGCUGGAAUGGAGAUUUUAGAAGAAAGAAUAUUUUACUAAGGGAAAUUUGUCUAAUGUCAGGAAACACGCUCUUGUGUUGGUGUUCUAUGAGCUGUGCACAGUAAUCUGGGCAUGGAAACACUCCGAAAAAGUUAAUAUGUUACUUGAUAAAAUGCUGCAAAAAGUAUUAAAAAGAAUAACUUUCUGCAGGACAGAAGAGGGAGCAAAUGACCUGUGGGCUUCUGCAUCCAUUUCACUUCUUUCCCCAUUGAUUUCAAAAGUCUCUCAGGCUCAGACAAUUGAAAGACAAGGAUCCACUGCCCAACAUCCCCAAGGGAAGGAAAGAGAGUGUGUUUAUACCAAUGAGGGGGAAAAAAAAGAGGAAAAAGAAAGGGAGGGUGGAGGGGGAAGCCUGCAAAAACAGAAGGGAUAGAAGUCCAAACUUGGAUUUUGCUUGCUUCCCCCAGGCUCACACAGGAAUAGCAGACUCCUGAAAAAAAAGACUAGAGAAAGAUUGCCAUCUUCUGGAAGGAUAAAUAUCUGCCAUUGUUCAGGAUUCUAAAUCUGGCAUAUUUUUAAAGCCGUAGCAUAUAUGUGAUAAAUUUAUUUUUAAACCUGAGCCCAUGUCCAUAAAUCUAAAUUCAGUCACAUUUCAUUAAUAUCUGCUCCAUGAUCCUAGCUUUAGGAGCUGACAUAGCAUCCUGGGGUUUAAUGAGAACUCGUGCUUAAAAUUAGAACCUUAUGAAUAUUAGGGAUUAUUCGUAGUGAAAUGAAUUUGAUUUAUUAUUGGGCUUGAAAACCAGUUGGGCCUUUUGUUUUGCUUUGUUUAAACUGAGCAUUAAGAAGUCAAAUUUAAGGUCUUCAGAUGCAGAGACUAAACGAUGAAUAAAUACUACUGCUCUUCUUUUAAGCAUCAGCUCCAUCAGCAAAUUAAGAACAUCUGUGUCAAGCAGAGCCUUGCUUUUAAUCAAAAAGCCCACAGACAGCUUGUGAAGCAAAGGAACUUUCAGCAUUGCCUUCAGUUAGCCCAUCUUAGUGAUGAUUAUCUAUAUUAGAGGAGCUUAGGCAGUGGCUGGGAUGAAAAUAACUGUGCAGCCAUCAACUGUAAUGCUGGAGGCAUGGAGGGUCAGCACUCUGUAACAGCGCUGCGCCUUAUGCAGGCUCCUGAACCCCUGGGCUGUGCAGUCCCCAGAGCUAUUGGUACACCUGCGUCUCAUGAUGGAAGCAUGGGGUGGGAGCAGCACCGCUCUCUCACACUUUUAUUCCACGUGGAGCUGCUCUGGGCCCUCUAGCGACUGGUCCUUCUCAUGAGAGGUGAUGCUGCUGUUGCUGUUCUGCUGCCAAACAAGCUGUAACUAAGCCCUCAAGUACCACAGGGCCUUUAAGGUUUCAGGGCAGGAGCUCAGAGGGGACUUUGGGUGAGUGUGAAUCUUUCUGUUUCUUUCUAGCUUUCCAAAUUCAUCUGAUGUGAAGCUGCUGGGAGCUGGAAUUCCUGGUGAAAUUCAUGCCUUGGUAAAGCUGCCAAUAUGCGGGACACCACCCUUUGAGUACUGCACUUGUUAGACUCACCGCUGUUUCGCAGAGCCUGUCUGUCACUCAGCACUUGUUCUGCUAAGGGACUCCUUUUUUUCAUUACAACUCCCAUUGCCCGUGGGGAGAGCUGGAGCAAUAUAUAUUUAGAGUCUGAAAUGCACAGUACUCAGAGCAAAUUCAGCCACAUCGGCUAUCCUAGCCCCAUGUUUUAUUUUUCCCCUUUCUGUGAUUGGAAUCUGGCCAGGAAGACAUCCCAAAGAUGGGAACUUGGGGUCCUUGUCACCUGCUGAGGCCAUGUGCACAGGAAGGGGCUAAUUGGUGCCCAGAGUGUUGGUAAUUUCUGAGCUAAGGUCAUUGUCCCCUGCAGCUCCAGUCAGAGAACUGCCAUCUCAUUCCAUUCAAGUUCCCAAACAGCCACUGCCCAGAGAUGGCUUGGAAUCCUUCUGUGCUUCACUGAAACUUUUUACUCUGUGAAUGCUGCGUUUAAUCCCAGUCCGCAGCACCAAGCGUUUCCCAUAUAAUCUCCCAGAACAGCUGUGCUGUGAUUGCAUUGUGGAUUAUAAAAUGACCAUUUUCUACAAACCAGCUGCUGGCUGGAGGGAUAGCGUUUAAUAAUCAUGGGGAGGGAGUGGGCAAGGGAAGAGAGGAGGAGACGAAGGAGAAAGGAGGAUUGAAGCAGUUUGGUUUCUUGGGAAAUUUAGAGACAAGUAAAACCGAAGGCAAAUUGUGAGUUCUAUUUCUGUAUUACUCCUCCAAAUUAACAGGACUUCAAGACUUGCUAGUAAGGUAAAUUGAAAUUUCUUUCCUUUGGGGGGUUAUCUAGGUACUGUGGUCAGUUGCUAUCAGUGUAUGGCUUUCAUGGAGGGAAAGAUUUCUAAAAAUGUUCUCAUGAAGAUGUUGUUCAGAUUUGCUUCUUAUCCCCUACAGUCUUGGCAUCACUGGUUGAGUUCCUGCUUAUGAAUCAUUUCAUUUCUCUCUUUUUUUUUUUUUCCCUUGUCACUGGUUCUGAAAUAAUAUGGCCUUUGACCAGCUGUAACAAAUCAACUGGAGAGAAUAUUUCUCCUACUACUGAGGAUUUAAAUUAGAAAAAAAAAAUGUUAGGUGUUUUGUUUGUUUGUUUGUUGUUUUGGUUUGGUUUGGUUUUUUUUUUUUGGUCAACAUCAUGAGUGGAAAGAUUAUUUUCAAUAAAAGUGUGAACAAACUGAAACCUGGUGAAGGAAAGUAUAACCAAGAAUGAGUGAACAACUGACAAACCACUCUGAAGGUUGGUGAUAUCCAAUAUGCUUCCAGAUCAUCAAUAUGCGUCCAGAUCAGUGAACUCUUUAGUUACCAUGUCACUAAGAUAGAGAUAAGUGGUAUCUCUGGGGUGCAGCAUCUCAUUUGCUGAAAUAAGUGCUCUGAAGGAAGCAAAAGAUGCCAGAACAUAAGACAGUACAGGAAUUUCUAAUGAACUGAGUAUUUUUUUGCCUUUGAUGAAGAUGUUCUGGAUCAGGCACUGUUUUCUAAGUGAUGAGAUGCUAAUCAAAUCUUGCCUUCCAAGCAGUGUUUCAGCAGCAUCUCUGUUGGCCGCAUUUCUGAGCUUGCUGGUUAGCAGAAAAAAGUGCUUCUAACUAACUGUGUUGCUUUCAUCUGUAUUCCUGUAAGACUGUCACAAACAACUUGAUUGUUUAUUUCUAAUUUUUCAUAGUAUUGUCCACAGUAUGCUGGGCCUUUCACACACGUUCAGCGUUGGGUGAGUCAACAGAAGUUGUGUGAAGAGGCCAGCAGCAGGCAAUGUCUGUACAAACUGAAUCUAUUCGUGGUCAAAUAUAUUUUGAGAGUCAUAAAUAGGAAAGGGUGGGAGUAUCUGGAUGAAGUUGUGCCAAACAUAGGGUGUGCCAUGUGGGAAGAGGCAUGCGUUGAUUACAUGAAAGUUGAUAUGUGGGUAGAUGACAUCUAAUCAAUCUGUGGAGUGAUAAGAUGGGUACUCAGAAGUCAGUGCACGGUUUUGCAGGAACCUUAAAAUCUUAAGCUUCUCUCUGAGAGAGAAAGACCACAGGACCCUGGUACACAAACUGCUUUCAGAAUUACUUACUGCGAUGAACUAAAACUGAGAAUAAUGUUUGUGACACCAUUCCUUCUUAAAACAAAAAAAAACCCACCCUUUUGGCACUUUGUAUGAGAGCACAGACACUGUUAUCCAACCAUUCUACCAAAUUUAUGAUGUGCAGAGCUGUGCUUGCUCAAGUGGGAAGUACUGCUCUGAGUUUGAACUCAAACUGCUGGGGGUGGGUAGCUGGGUGUCCUCCUGGGGCAGGCCACUGUUUUGAGUGUGAUCUGAGAACAUUUCCCUGUCUUUCCCCUCUCUGAAAUCAGUAUCCUAUCUGCCUCCCUAGGUAAAGGAAUUAACGGUGCUUGAAGAAGCGUUUUGGGAUGGAGCUGCUGAAGAUAUUGCCGUGGCGCCGUGCUUUCCUGGCAGUUAUCCUGAACCUGCUGGCACUCAGCCUCUCCACCACUGCCUUGCUCAGCAGCUACUGGUGCACCGGGACCCAGAAAGUGCCCAAGCCUUUGUGUGGGAAGAGCAAAGACUCCAAGUGCAUCGGUGUCCCCAUGACGCCUGAUGCAGCUGCUAGCAAUGCUUCAGUUCAGGAGGAGGUCCAUUACAGCUGGGAGACCGGGGAUGACCGCUUUUCCUUCAGAUACUUCCACACAGGGAUGUGGCUUUCCUGUGAAGAGAGCAUGGAAGGGCCAGAGGAGAAAUGCCGUAGCUUUAUUGAGCUUUCUCCACCAGCAGAGAGAGGAAUCCUGUGGCUGUCACUGGGGUCAGAGAUGCUGUACAUCAGCCUCUUGCUCAUCAGCUUCAUCCUCCUGAUGGUGGAAAUGCUGCACACCGGCAAUCCUGUCUGUGGACUGAAGCUCAAUGCCUUUGCUGCUGUCUCCUCAGUGCUGUCAGGUCUCCUUGGGAUGGUGGCACACAUGAUGUACAGCCAAGUCUUCCAAGCCACAGUUAAUCUGGGACCAGAGGACUGGAGGCCGCACACAUGGGACUACGGCUGGGCUUUCUACAUGGCCUGGACCUCCUUCACCUGUUGCAUGGCUUCUGCUGUCACCACUCUCAACACCUACACCAAGACAGUGCUGGAGUUCAAGCGCAACCACAUCAAGGGCUAUGAUAUGAGCUUCAAGGAUCAGCCUCAGCACCACCAGUACUUCAUACAGCAGCAAAUAAGCAGCUACUAUGAGUCUCGAGACAAGCCUCUCCAUUCAGUGUCCGAGGGAGUUGAUUUCUACACUGAGCUGCAGAAGAAAGUGCUGCAGCGGGAACCAGAGCUGGACCUGGAUGAGGUCUUGGGACAGACAAUUGGAGAAGAUCAGUGUUAGGGAUGAAUGCACAGGGGCUGAACAGUGGGGUUUGGGAAGCAAAAAGCUCUGAACCAAACAUUAACACUACUGUUAGCAAGUUCUUGGGGAGCUCCUCCUUUCUCUAAUGUUCAGGGAGUGAGAAUAAGAAAAUCAGGCACUGGAACAAGGCAACAGCAGUGCCAAGAGGAGGUAAGGCAGGACCUCUCUGAUCACAACCUGAAGGGUGUCUUCAGCUGGGAACGACGAAACUGGGGGGUAAAUAUCAUUGGUGCCAUCUGUAUCCAAGCACUGUUAGACAGAACUGAGGCAGGUACCCUAAUCCCAACAGCACUGCACUAAGGAAAAGACAGACUCAGCCCAACCCAGCUGGCAAAUUGCAUUGCUGGGCCUCUUUGGGUGGAGUCAUAUUGCCAUUCCAGCAAUCUCUUUAGUUCAGUGCUAAGGGCAUAGGUGCUCAUACUGAGUUGCUGUAGUCCUCCCUGCAAACCCUAUUUAUUCCUCAUUUGUAGGCCCAGUCUCCUGUCCAACCCACAGAUUAAAGUGCUGCUGGAGUAGAAAUGGGAGGUUGCUUUCAAAUAUCUCCUCCCCUCUCUCUUGUCUGUAAAGGCUCCUAUAUGCACCCUCCUUGCUUUGCCCCCUCCAGCUCCCAUUCUGAGAUACUUUCCGGUCUGACUCUUACUAUUGUGCUCCUCCACAUCCUUUAAGAAUCCUAGGCUGAACU
Messenger RNA from Lagopus muta (rock ptarmigan), 7109 nucleotides. RefSeq names its product germ cell associated 1 (gene GSG1). Bases 5459 to 6406 code for a protein of 315 amino acids. The record is from RefSeq and is a predicted model, not a curated record. Gene Ontology annotation, cellular component: plasma membrane. The transcript has 10 exons. NCBI's taxonomy places the organism in Eukaryota, Metazoa, Chordata, Aves, Galliformes, Phasianidae.